Molecule: messenger RNA, 3346 nt
Organism: Rhagoletis pomonella (apple maggot)
Lineage: Eukaryota; Metazoa; Arthropoda; Insecta; Diptera; Tephritidae
Exons: 2
Coding region: 3065-3250 (61 amino acids)
Source: RefSeq, a predicted model, not a curated record
UAUUUAAACUUUGAAAAGUUCUAUAUAUUUUAUAUUGGAUAAAUGAUGUCUUUUUAUGGAAUUGCCAUAAAAUCGUUAAAAAUAAAUAUUCGAAAAAAAUUAAUUAAAAACUAAUAUAUCGAAUAAAAAUAUUUCCUUUGAGAAGUAUUAAUAGAAUAUGAUGGAAAUUUACCUUUAAAUGUUACUAAACUGUUAAUUCAAAAUGUGCGUAAUGUGCAUACAAGCACAUAAAAUAGCUAAAUUCUGUAAAUACAUAAGAGAUGAGAUUAUCGGUUAUGAAAAAGUACUUAGCAAAAAUUUUUAAUUUAAAUAGGCAUCCGAAUUUAAUUUCUGAAAUGAAAAAUUUUUAUUCCAGAAAAAAACAUUUAUUUUUAGCUAUUUUAUAGCAGUUCUACGAAAAAAGUGUAUGUUCUUAAUAUAAGCUAAUGGAAAGCUUCAAAACCCGACGGCACGGCUAAAUGUCAACCGAUUUCAAAAUAAAAAAUACUGGUCUCCUUAUUUUCGAUAUUAAUUAGUUCGGGAGCGGACAUUAUUAUUUUUUUAUCAUCCUAGUGUGCAUAUGUUAAUUUUUGUACAUAUAUUAGUAUAGAUAGUAUAUGUAUAUAUGUUAGACAAUAACAACAAUAUUUUUUUGUUUGAAAUUCCGUCCAAUUAAAUUCAAUUCAAUUAAAUUAGUCCAACUCCAGUGUCAGAGUGAGAAACGAUGCGAAAGCUAUCUUCACAUGUUCAUUCACAUUCAUAGUAUAUACAUACAUAUGUUCGAGCCCAGAGAUAUUGCACACACACGAAAUACUUCCAUAUUUACGAGUAGGCGUAUAAUGCGUCUAAUUAAAUUAUUUGUGCAGCUAAUUAAGUUAAGAUUACAAAAAAAACAAAAAAAAAAAUGUCUCGCAGAAAUUUCGUCUAAGAUUGGAUAAACGUUUGCAGCCUAUUAAGGAAAAUAAAAUAUUAUUUCCUCUUACGUUUACGUAUUAUUUCCACUUACUGUGUGACAGUAAAGUUUGAAUGAAACUUAAUUGUGAUUCUAGACUGUGUGACGUCUAACGGUUGCGAAAUGGAGGAAAAACAUACAUAUAUACAUAUAUCAAUAAGCGCUUCAUUUCUUCCACAAAAUCACAUUCAACAUUUAGUUAAGUUCGGUGAAUCGGGUUGGGAUUAACCCACAUAUAGAUCGGUUAACAAUAUCUAAUAAUAAUAUUAUGGCGCUUACACUUGUGUUAAGUGUUUGGACGAGCUUCUCCUCCGAUUUGUAGUGGGCCUCCUAAUGUUAUGACACAAAUGGAGGGACCUAUAAUUUAACGCCGCCUUCGGACGGCAAAUGGUUUUAAUGAGAUCAUUUUUCAAGGCAGAAAUACACUGGAGGCUUGCCAUCGCCUGCCGGGAGGCGAAAGCUGUUAGAAAAAAAACCUUAAACCUUAAACCCAGGACCUUCAGAGUGGUAGCACGUACCUCAACGACCUUCGAUCGGCUGAACGGCUGGUAUAUUAUAAAAAGUUUUCCUCCAAAAUCCGCUAUGGUGGGCGCAGACUUUUCCUACCAGAACUGAAAUCAUUGGUUUCACUGACGACAUUGUGCUGGUUGCAGUGGCAAAAUACUUGACGGGUAUUAAGUCAGAAGCAAUAGUGAUGAUCAUGGACAUGAACAAAAUAGGCUUAUAUAUAACGCCUGAAAAUUACGGGAGCGAACUUUAUUAGCAGCCGUAAGAAGACUCCUUCAAUUUGGUAGAUAGUUAUCUAAUCAAAUCUGUACGCAAGCUGAAAUGUCUUGAUUUUAUAAAAGAUGACAAAAUCAGUUUUGGACCGCAUGCGGAAUAUGUAAUACACAAAAAAGGUCAAAGAUACAUGGGACAUUUCUCGAAUGCUGCCUAACAGCGGUGGAUCUUGAAGCGGAAAGCAGUAUUAGCAUUGGUGCUUUUGUACGCAACUUCUGCCUGGGAAAAUCCAUUUAGAUCAAAUAGUAUCGUGGACUAGUAUAUGAGGCACUCAUUGCAGACAUAACUCCUAUCGAUCUGUUAUUUGAAGAAAGAGUUCCAAAAGGGGCAACGUUGCUGAGAAAAGGAAAGUCGACAUGCAGACUGAUGACAAGCAUAGAAAAGUGCUUAAAGAGUAAAGUAAACUUCCACUUAAUGCAGUUUCUAACAGGCCACGUUGCCACCGAAUAUUUCUACACCGUUCCUGCUUUGAUGAGACGGAAGAUGCGGAACACGCAAUGGUUGUUAGCGCAGUAAAUACAGCCACAGAUACACCAGCAGCUAAGACGAGCAGUAGCUACCCGAAUAAGCAGUGCAAGGUGGUAACAGUUGUAGGCGAACGUGACUACCUUAAGCUCGCCGCAGUAUUGGGGAUUGGUACUUUAAUGCUAAAUGGCUUGACUUUCGAUGCUUCCUCGAAAACAAAACCCGUGUGGUAAAGCUAGGGAUCAGAUGGAGACCGAACCUUAUUAGUUGAAGUACACAUAACGUAAAUUAGAUCUCCACACUUAACGUUUUACCCGUUGUGGAUUUCAGCGCUCAUGUCAACAUACAAAACUUACAGCUGAUUAGAACACCGAAAGUCGGAAAAGCGCAAAAAACCAGAGAAAUUUGAUGAUGAGUUUUACUUUUAGGGUGUUUACGCUUCACGCUUUCCAACUUCUCGAAUUGAGAGGUAGCAAUAAUCGUGUUUUGACAAUGCCGGACAUAAACAGGGAAGACGCUCCGUUUUGCAAGACUUUUAACACGAAGUGAGUACCUAUACUUUGCUACAAUAUUUUUUCACAUGAUUUUCAGCUUUCCAGGUGGCUGUCCCGGUCCACUUAAGUAACGUUAGGUAGAAGCAGGUACCUGUUUCCAAUGGGCUCGUUGUGAUAACAAUUGAGAGUCGAUCGCAGUAUUCAUAGACCGGAGUGGUUGUUGUUGCUGUAACAGCAUAUUGGCGCUUACACAUGCGUAGAAUGUGCGGCUGAGCGAAUAGACAGGGGACGGUUGCGUUGAAGGUCUAACGUUGCUGUUCCAGGAGAAUGAGAAGAUAGAGAUAGAAAGAUAUAAGGACUAUAUCAAAGACCGAAUCAAAAACAAUGACACGGAAUGCACCUUGAUGAAGCUUAUGAUAAAGAUAACGAUGAAUAUAAAGAUAAGGUUCAAGAUGACAAUGAAGAUGAAGAUGACGAUGAAGGUGAGGAUGAUACUGGCGAUGAGGACGAAGUUGGAGAUAGAAUUGAAGAUCAAGAUGGCGAUGAAGAUGAGAAUGAAGUUGAAGAGGAAGAUGACUAAGAUGGAGAUCAAAAUGGCUGAAGUUGAAGAUAAAUAUGACGAUGAAGUGGAAGUUGAUGAUGAAAAUGACGACGAUGAAGGUAAAGUUGAAGUUGA